AUGGCGGGGAGUCGGUUCCAGCGGGAGCGGGAGCGGCGGGUCGGGGAGGAGUUGGAGCAGUUGAUUGGGCGGUUGAUUGGAUUGCGGAAGGAUAGGGAGGCGGAUCAGGUGAAUUUUGAGGCCACACUGCAGUUUGCCUACUCCAACUUUCGCUAUCAUCAGUUUUUGGGCACGGACGAGCAUCAGGUCGUUCGCCGUUAUGGGGAUUUGGCGGACAAGCUGCAGGUGCACGCUCGCCAUGAUCACGCCGAGGCCCUGCGCUUUCUCGUUCAGAAUUUUCGGCGCUGCCAGCUGAAGCCUCGUGCCGAUGCAUCGGCCGACGCUGCUACGGAGCUGCACCCUUCCAACUCGCAGCUUCACCAUGAUGCCCUCGCCUUUCUGCUGGCCAUGGCUGAGCACCCGGCCGGCCCGAAACGUGCUGCCGACAUGGCCCGCGCCGCCGAUGCGGCUCCAGAGGCACGACGCGAAUCCGACAGUGAUACAGAGAGUGACAUCUUGGGUAUCGUGGAACGCGUCCGCCUUGUCCCCUGGGAAGCCAAGGUCGACUGGGCGGCCGUGCUCGGCCCGCGUGAUGACGCCUACGCCUGCGACUAUGACCAAUCUAGCGACUUUAGCAGCCAGCUCUCCAGCAGCCCACCCACGAGCCCGCCCUCGGCGAGCCGCGCACCAAGCCCCACAGUUGAUCAAACCAUGGAACAACCCGUCUGCUCUCCCGCUCUGGUGAGCUCCGCCGACACCAACCCGGCCCUCUCCGCCAUCGAGCUCCAGUCCCAGUACCAAAUCGCAGCUCAGACCCUGCGCACAGCCGUCUUCCCCUCCCCGCUGACCUCACAAGACGGUGCAGCUGCCCUCGGUAAGCCUCAUUGCAGAGCGCCUGGCAUUCCGCUGCCACCCCUUACUCCGUGCGCCUACGAUGGCACCCCUUAUCCCUCGUCACUGACAGCGCAAGCGCCCGAGUGGCACCAACGCGUGCAUCACCGCGCAUCCAUGGCCGGGACGGUCGGGCCGCAACGCACCGUGGUCACAGCGCCACAUUUGCUACAUGCCUGCAUGCAGCUUGUGCAUGGCCGACGUGACCCGGACUUUUUUGAACGAGCCCCGGAUGCACGCACCCGGCUACGCUCCGCCAUUUCUCUUACUUCCCUCUCCCCAUCUGCCGUCCAGAACCUGGUGGCCCCUAUCGUCGCCCUGGCCGACAUUUGCGCCGUGUGGCACGAUCUCUCAACAACCUCCCUAAAAGACGCAUCGCUGCUAGCUCUCUCCGUGGCCUGUCGUCGCCUACAGCCCCUGAUGACCUGGCACCGUUCGCUUAUGGCUGAUGUCUUGGCUGCCACCAACUCAAAUGACCUUUGGCUAGCGCACGUACGCGCCUUGAAUGAUGCCAUGCUGCGACUGGAACGCCAUCACCUGCUUGAAGCCUGCGCCACCGCCCCCAGCACACAAGCUGGACCCGCUCUGAGCCGAUCUCCUCGACCACACCUGACUAACAAGACCCGGUCUGCACGUGACGUCCGUGCCGUGCCUGCCAGCCACUAUGCCGCCUUUGUCCAUGUGUUGCUGCGUCCUCAGCUCGAGGGUCUGUUUGCCGCCAUUGGCACGGAGGUCGAUGCACAUGCUUGGACGCGUUUUGCCCCCGUGACCCCAGACUUGGACCUACGGCAACCCUUGCCAGAUGUCCUGGCACAUCGCAUGCCUUUGCUCCGGGAAACCUUGGAGGGUGCUGCUAUUCUUCGCGAGUGUCAAGAGCUCAAAACACUCACACUUGCUGUGCAAACCAACCAACGAGAGUGCGAAACGGCGCUGGCCCAGAUGCUGACCACGGUGCCGACUCUGUCGACAUCCACUUUUUUAACUGUUUUAGGGCAGCCAAUCUCGCUUGCCUCAUUCACACGGCAGCAAUCAUCGUCCCCGCCGGACCUCUUUGCAUUCCCGCUAGCUGAAGACGAUGUCUGGCUCAAGCGUGCUUUGGAGCGUGCCCGACGCAGCACUUCGGCUACCCGGCACCCUAUGUCCACCACUAUACCAUCAGGCCCCACCCCACCACCCGAGACCAGUAUCUCAACGGAACGCCCGUCCGCCGCGCAACCUUUGACGCAGCAGCUGGAUCACCAGCUUCGGGACUCUUUGCAAAAGAUGGCUGGGCAAUUUCAUCAACGCGGCCUGGAUUUGCUCUUUGAUCACUUCGACCUUUUGGAAGGCAUUCGUCGCCUCGAGGCAUUUGCCCUCACCUUGGAAGGGCAAUGCACCAGUAGCUUCAUGUCCACGUUGAGCGAACACUUGGAAAGUGGCCGCGGCCCCCCUUCUCCUGCCACCUUGACGCUGAUACUCCACGAUGCCUUGGAGCUUGUAGAAUCGGACCUUGGAGAGAGGCUUCGCGUGUCGUGGCAACCAGAGGACGAAACAUGCUUUCGACUAGUUUACCAGAUUUGGUGGCACAUCGGAGCGGCGGAGUGGACAUGCACCGUGUUCGUCUGCUUCGCGCUCGGUACGACUGUUGCAAAUGUACGCAAACUACAUCUUCAACGACUGCAAACCAUCGCCAGCAAGUGUCUGCUGCACGAACGGGCGGAGAUGAUUCGCCAGGUCGUGCGCAAGACGUUCCGUCUGGCGCUUGAACUCCGUGAGCUGUGGUUGCAUUUAUCUUUGGGUCGACAGCAACUUCGUGCUGAGGGACCAAUCACGUCAGUGGCACGCAAGCCUCUGAUAACGCCACCACCCAUGCUAUCCCACGUGCUACCCCUCUGUCUCACCUCGAUGUGUUUCAACACACAUGAUCAGUUGAAGUUUGAACCUGUCAUUGUCACUUUUUUCUCCCUCACCGGCAUUAUGACGAAGGGCCACAACAACGUUUUGCCCAACGCUCACUUCCGGAAGCACUGGCACAACGCCAUCUGGUCGGAGCGCGGUCUCGUCCGUUGCCACUUCGACCAGGCCGGCGCCAAGAAGCGUCGUUACUUGGCCCGCCAGGCUAAGGCCAAGAAGGUCGCUCCCCGCCCCACCGGCGGUGACCUCCGCCCCGUUGUGCGCUGCCCCACCUUCAAGUACAACACCAAGCAGCGUCUUGGCCGUGGCUUCACUCUCGAUGAGCUGAAGGCCGCUGGCAUUGCCACCCGCUAUGCCCGCUCCAUCGGCAUUGCCGUCGAUGCCCGCCGCCGCAACAAGGACAGCGAUGCUCUCAUGGCUAACGUCCAGCGUCUGCAGGAGUACAUGAGCAAGCUCGUUGUUAUCAAGGGUGACAAGUCUGAGCCCGUUGAGCAGCUCAAGGGUGUUGUCAUGCCCGUUGUCAAGUCGGCCGUUGCCGUUGAGACCCGUGCCAUCACCGCUGACGAGAAGAAGGCUCACGUGUACCGCGAGAUGCGCCAAGCGCGCGGUAUUGCCAAGUCAGCUGGCAAGCAGCAGAAGAAGGCCGAUGAGAAGAAGGCUGAUGAGAAGUAAACGCGUUUGCUCCCUGACGUUUGAAUCUACUAUCAUCCUUCA
Monosiga brevicollis MX1 is the source of this 3477-nucleotide messenger RNA. RefSeq lists its product as uncharacterized. Bases 1 to 3435 code for a protein of 1144 amino acids. Gene Ontology annotation, cellular component: cytosolic large ribosomal subunit; ribosome. Gene Ontology annotation, molecular function: RNA binding; structural constituent of ribosome. The transcript has 17 exons. NCBI's taxonomy places the organism in Eukaryota, Choanoflagellata, Craspedida, Salpingoecidae. The record is from RefSeq and is a predicted model, not a curated record. Gene Ontology annotation, biological process: translation.